Molecule: messenger RNA, 3938 nt
Organism: Acomys russatus (golden spiny mouse)
Lineage: Eukaryota; Metazoa; Chordata; Mammalia; Rodentia; Muridae
Gene: Mideas
Product: mitotic deacetylase associated SANT domain protein
Exons: 12
Coding region: 158-3421 (1087 amino acids)
Biological process (GO): negative regulation of DNA-templated transcription; regulation of transcription by RNA polymerase II
Cellular component (GO): histone deacetylase complex; transcription regulator complex
Molecular function (GO): transcription corepressor activity
Source: RefSeq, a predicted model, not a curated record
UUCUUGGCUCCUGACUGAGGCCUCCUGCGUUGUCGUCUGUCCCCCUUCGGCCCUCACUGGCUACUGGACUGGGGCCAGGCUUCCAGCAGGACCUUCUCCCAAGGGAUGGGCAGCCGCUGAAGGACCGCCUCGUUGCCAGGGCUUAGUUGGCCACACCAUGAACCUCCAGGCCCAGCCCAAGGCUCAGAAUAAGCGCAAGCGUUGCCCUUUUGGGGAUCAGGAGCCAGUUGCCAAGGAACAGCCACCGCCCCUGCAGGCUCCACCACAGUCCCUCAGAGUGAAGGAGGAACAGUACGGGGCCCACGAAGGUCCUGCAGGGGUUGCCUCCACCACACAGCCUGUGGAGCUGGCCCCGCCUCCCAAUAGCCUGGCUCUAUUGAACAAUGUGGUAUAUGGAUCUGAGAGAACCACGGCAGCCAUGUUGUCCCAGCAGGCCCAAGUAAGCUCAGUCAAGUGGCCCAACGCUGUGAUGGCUCCAGGGCGGGGCCUGGAGCGAGGAGGGGGUGGAGGCAUCAGUGACAGCGGCUGGCAGCAACAACCUGGCCAGCCCCCGCCCCACUCCACAUGGAACCGCCUGUCUCUCUACAGUGGACCCAAAGGGAACCCUCAUCCAGGUGUGGGCGUCCCUCCCUACUAUAACCACCCUGAGGCACUGAAGGGGAGCAAACCUGGGGGUCCACAGCUGGACCACUAUGGCAAUGCCAUGCAGCUGGAGGUAGGAAGGCCCCAAGCACCCUUGAACUCCUUUCAUGCAGCCAAGAAACCCCCAAACCAGACACUGCCCUUGCAACCCUUCCAGCUGGCAUUUGGCCACCAGGUGAAUCGCCAGGUCUUCCGGCAGGGCCCCCAGCCCCCUAACCCCACGACCUCCUUCCCGCCUCAGAAGCAACCGCAGCAGCAGCAACAGCAGCAGCAACCGGCAGCCCUGCCCCAGAUGCAGCUAUUUGAGAAUUUCUACCCCAUGCAUCAGCCGCCUUCGCAGCAGCCCCAGGACUUUGGCCUGGCACCGGGUGGGUCACUGGGACAGGCCCACUUGGCUCACCACGGCAUGGCCCCUUAUCCGUUUCCCCACAACCCAGACAUGAACCCAGAACUGCGCAAGGCCCUCCUGCAGGACUCUGCCACACAGCCUGUGCUACCUCAGCCCCCGAUGGCCUUCCCGCGUCGCUCUCGCCGUCUCUCCAAGGAGGGGAUUCUGCCUUCCAACCCCCUCGAUGGAGCUGGCACCCAGCCUGGGCAGGAGCCCACAGGCAGCCUGUUCCUUCACCACUGGCCUCUGCAGCAGCCACCGCCGGGCGCCCUGGGGCAGCCCCAUCCUGAAGCCCUGGGGUUCCCGUUGGAACUGAGGGAGUCACAGCUGUUGGCUGACGGGGAGAGACUGGCACCCAAUGGUCGGGAGCGGGAGGCACCUGCCAUGGGUAACGAGGAGGUGGUGAGAGCGGGGGGCCUAGGAGACUGUGGACAGAUGAUACGAGGGGGCGUGAUUCAGAGCACACGACGGAGACGCAGGGCGUCCCAGGAGGCGAAUCUGCUGACCCUAGCCCAGAAGGCGGUAGAGCUGGCUUCACUUCAGGAUGCCAAUGGCUCCGAGGAGAAGCGGAAAAGCGUGUUAGCCUCAACUACCAAGUGCGGGGUGGAGUUUUCUGAGCCUGCCUUAGCUGCCAAGCGAGCUCGGGAGGAGAGUGGGAUGGUACCUCUCAUCAUCCCAGUGUCUGUUCCUGUGAGGACUGUGGGUCCAACUGAGGUGGCCCAAGGGGGAAGUGCCGACGAGGACGACAAGGCUCUCGAACAGUACCCCGCUGAGCACAAGCCGUCGGUCAUCGUUACCCGCAGGCGGUCCACCCGAGUUCCCGGGACAGAUGCUUCACCUCAGGCUGAAGACCUGAAUGUCAAGUUGGAGGGUGAGCCUUCCAUGAGGAAACCAAAGCAGCGGCCGCGGCCGGAGCCCCUCAUCAUCCCUACCAAGGCGGGCACCUUCAUCGCGCCUCCUGUCUACGCCAACAUCACCCCCUACCAGAGCCACCUGCGCUCUCCCGUCCGCCUUGCUGACCACCCCUCUGAGCGGAGCUUUGAGCUGCCCCCCUACACACCACCCCCCAUUCUCAGCCCGGUUCGAGAAGGCUCCGGCCUCUACUUCAAUGCCAUUAUCUCAACCAGCAGCAUCCCAGCCCCUCCUCCUAUCACGCCAAAGAGUGCCCAUCGGACCCUGCUCCACUCGAAUAGUUCUGAAGUCACCCCACCCGUCCUCUCUGUGAUGGGGGAGGCCACCCCUGUGAGCAUCGAACCACGGAUCAACGUCGGGACCCGGUUCCAAGCAGAAAUUCCCGCGAUGAGAGACCGUGCCCUGGCAGCUACAGAUCCCCAUAAGGCUGACUUAGUGUGGCAGCCGUGGGAACAUCUUGAGAGCAGCUGGGAGAAGCAGAGGCAAGUGGAUAACCUGCUAACAGCUGCCUGUUCAAGCAUUUUCCCUGGUGCUGGCACCAACCAGGAACUGGCCCUGCACUACCUGCAUGAGUCCAGGGGGGACAUCCUGGAAACGCUGAAUAAGCUGCUACUGAAGAAGCCGCUGCGGCCCCACAAUCACCCACUGGCGACUUAUCACUACACAGGCUCUGACCAGUGGAAGAUGGUUGAGAGGAAGCUGUUUAACAAGGGCAUUGCCAUCUACAAGAAAGAUUUCUUCCUGGUGCAGAAGCUGAUCCAGACCAAGACCGUGGCCCAGUGUGUGGAGUUCUACUACACCUACAAGAAACAGGUGAAGAUCGGCCGCAAUGGGACACUCACCUUCGGCGACGUGGAUGCGGGCAACGAGAAGUCAGCCCAAGAGGACGUUGAAGUGGACAUUAAGACUUCUCAGAAGUUCCCAAGGGUGCUGCCUCCCCGAAGAGAGUCCCCAAGCGAAGAGAGGCUGGAGCCCAAGAGGGAAGCAAAAGAGCCCAGGAAGGAGGAGGAGGAGGAAGUGCCAGAAGCCCAGGAGAAGGUAGAGCAGGAAGAGGGCCGAGAGCGCAGCCGGCGGGCCGCUGCUGUCAAGGCUACACAGACACUACAGGCCAAUGAGGCGGCCAAUGAUGUCCUCAUUCUCCGGAGCCAGGAACCCAAUGCCCCAGGGUCUGUAGGUGCUCAGACCUCAGAGAAGCCAAGGGAGGGGCCGGGGAAGUCGAGAAGGGCGCUGCCCUUCACAGAGAAGAAGAAGAAAACCGAGACAUUUAUCAAAACCCAAAACCAGGAGAACACUUUCCCGUGUAAAAAGUGCGGCAGGGUGUUUUACAAGGUGAAGAGCCGCAGCGCCCACAUGAAGAGUCACGCGGAGCAGGAGAAGAAGGCUGCGGCGCUGAGGCUGAAGGAGAAGGAGGCUGCAGCAGCCGCCGCGGCUCACCAGCAGGCGCUGAGGGAAGAGAGCAGCGAAGGCGAGAAGGGCUGAGGCUCUACCGGAUCCUCUCGCCCUGCAACCUGCACCCGGGAGCCUCUAGAGGGAGCCAGGAUAGAGGGUCACGCGGACUUUUGCUCUGCAAAACAGAAUCCGAUAACGAAAAGUAAACAGGCUCUUUUAUUUACAAAGGCCAAGGACAGUGUUAAGGGCUGCAGGAUGCAGUUCUCUCAGUAUCUGGUCUGUCCAGGGUUCUCUUUUCCUGGAGCCUUGAGAGGCCUGGCUCCUUGGGAAGGGGGACGGGCUCUGCAGCUGCUGCCGCUGAUCUCUGCUGUCGCCUGUCUUUUGCAUCUCUGCCUCUUUUAUCCCAGGUCCCUGGUAGGCCACCACGGCAAGCCAAGCACAAGCUCACCCCGUGGCAGCAUUAUUUCUCCUUCCCCCAGAGGACCUGGAAGGUUGUGUACACUUUGCCCUCAGCGCCCUCCCCCCUCCCCCCAAAAGGGACUCCUUAGAGAAUGGUGGCCUUAGCCCCUGUGCUGUCCCUGUGCAACCGUGCCCGGGCAUGGAGCUG